AUGCCCUCUGAAGUGUUGAAGCGUCGGGUGGUUGAUGCUGCGACUGCUGCGGGAACGAAAAAGAUGGCCCUGGGCCCAAAGGGCGACGCCGAUUGGCCCGAGCGGGUCCCGCUGCAAAGCCAGAAAGCCCGGCCGCUCUCGAGAAAAACACCCCAGCUUCACUACUUCGACGACACGCUUGGCUAUGGGCUUCUAACGGCGUUGCUUCUUCUCUAG
This is a messenger RNA of Penicillium diatomitis, 216 nucleotides long. RefSeq lists its product as uncharacterized. The coding region runs from base 1 to 216 and encodes 71 amino acids. The record is from RefSeq and is a predicted model, not a curated record. Lineage: Eukaryota; Fungi; Ascomycota; Eurotiomycetes; Eurotiales; Aspergillaceae. The transcript has a single exon.